AUGGCGGGCAGUGUGUGGGCAUCCCUGGGACUCUCCCUUGCCUGCAUCUCAGCCCUCAGCCUCAGCUCUCCCGUCUGGUUCCAGACCCCCACCUUCUCCUUUGGCGUCCUCACCUACUGCUCCUGGCCUCAGGGUAACGGCUGGAACCAGAGCUGUGGAACCUUCAGGUCCCUGGAUGACAUUCCUGACUUUGCCUGGAAGGUCUCAGCUGCAAUUCUCCUUGGAGGAUGGCUCUUGUCGGCCUUCAGUGCAGUUCUCCUCCUGUCCUGGGCCCUGGCCCCCAAAGGGCUGUGUCUCAGAAGGGGCAGUGGCCCAAUGCCAGGGGUGCAGGCAGCUGCAGCCACUGCCACCAUUGUGGGCCUGCUGGUUUUCCCCAUCAGCCUGGACUCCCCAUUUGCCAAGGAAGCCUGUGGAACCUCCUCCGUGUACUACAGUGGCCAGUGCCAGCUAGGCUGGGGCUAUGUGACUGCUAUCUUCAGCGCAGUCCUGGCUAGCUUUCUGCCUAUGAUUGGGUGGCCCCGCAUGACUCAGGUCCAGGGGAGGACCAUCCUCUUCUCCAGUGACACUGAGAAAAGCAUCCUCAUGCCAGAAAUGAACAAAUAA
Messenger RNA from Prionailurus viverrinus (fishing cat), 603 nucleotides. RefSeq names its product LHFPL tetraspan subfamily member 7 (gene LHFPL7). Bases 1 to 603 code for a protein of 200 amino acids. The record is from RefSeq and is a predicted model, not a curated record. Gene Ontology annotation, cellular component: membrane. NCBI's taxonomy places the organism in Eukaryota, Metazoa, Chordata, Mammalia, Carnivora, Felidae. The transcript is spliced from 3 exons.